CCGGGCCAGCUGUCAGUCAUGAGCUCACUUCCUGCGGGUGUGAGCACCAUGGCUCUGCUUUGUAUGGACGUGCGGGGGGAUUUUUGACAGCAGCUCGCGCUGCGAGGAAAUAAACGCUGAGAAGGACGCGGCCGGUGUUGGGGAGUAUCUCCGCCUGCACCGCCGGCUCCCCCCUCCAGACUCCCCCCUCUCUCUCUCUCUACAUGGCGGCUCUGGAAAGCAGUAAGUCUGAUGAGUGAGAGUGCCGCCCGCCCGCUCCUCCACCAUAAUGGUCGACAUGGAGAGCCACUACUACUCCCCUUCCUCGCUGGAGGACUCUGUGCUGGACAGUCCCCUCUGUGCUGACGAUGAUUUCAUAGGCGGCAUGGAGGAGCUCCAGGACAUCUCUCAGUCCAUAGACGGCGAUGCCCUCGGCUCCUUCCACGUCCCUGAAUACCAGUCUUCCAGCAAUGGCUCCGAAGGUUCAACAGUCCUGGAUGCCUUGACGCCAGCGUCCAGCCCGUCGUCGGUUGUUUACGGCCUGCAGGCGAGCCAGGAUGAGUUCUCGCCGCCCUCCUCGUCGCUCCAUCUGGAGUGUCGGGUGUGUGCUGACCGAGCCUCCGGAUACCACUACGGCGUCCACGCCUGUGAGGGCUGCAAGGGUUUUUUCCGGCGGACCAUUCGUCUGAAACUGGAGUACGACAAGUGUGAGCGCCGCUGCAAAAUCCAAAAAAAGAAUCGUAACAAGUGCCAAUACUGCCGCUUCCAGAAGUGCCUGUCGGUGGGAAUGUCCCACAAUGCCAUCCGGUUUGGUCGGAUGCCCCAGUCAGAAAAGCUAAAGCUAAAGGCGGAGAUGGUGACGGGGGAACGAGAGGUGGAGGAUCCCCAGGUGGCAGACCAGAAGACCCUGGCCAGGCAGAUUUACGAGGCCUACCUCAAGAACUUCAACAUGAACAAGGCCAAGGCCCGAACCGUGCUCACGGGCAAGACCAGCACCCCUCCUUUCGUCAUCCACGACAUGGAGACCCUCCAGCUGGCUGAGCAGACGCUGGUGGCCAAGAUGGUCGGCUCGGCAGGAAUGCUGAAGGACAGGGAGGCCGAAGUGCGGAUCUUCCACUGCUGCCAGUGCACGUCGGUGGAAACCGUCACCGAGCUCACGGAGUUUGCAAAGUCCGUCCCCGGCUUCUCCAGCCUGGACCUCAACGACCAGGUGACUCUUCUCAAGUACGGAGUGUACGAAGCCCUCUUCGCCAUGCUCGCCUCCAGCAUGAACAAGGACGGGCUUCUCGUAGCAUACGGCGCAGGGUUCAUCACUCGGGAAUUCCUCAAGAGCCUGCGGCGGCCCUUCAGCGACAUGAUGGAGCCCAAGUUCCAGUUCGCCAUGAAGUUUAACGCGCUGGAGCUGGACGACAGCGACCUGGCCCUGUUUGUAGCCGCCAUCAUCUGCUGUGGCGACCGACCAGGCCUGGUGAAUGUGGCUCACAUUGAGGAGAUGCAGGAGAACAUUGUGCAGGUCCUCCAGCUCCACCUGCUGGCCAAUCACCCCGACGACGCUUUCCUCUUCCCCAAACUGCUGCAGAAACUGGCCGACCUCAGGCAGCUUGUGACGGAGCACGCACAGCUGGUGCAGGAGAUCAAAAAGACAGAGGACACCUCGCUGCACCCGCUGCUGCAGGAGAUCUACAGAGACAUGUACUGAGACGUGUGAAGGAAUAACCGGGAGAGGGACGCUUCGACCCAUCUCGUUUUUGUCAGGGACACAAGAGGAGCGGUCCCCCCCAACCCCCACCCCCACCCCCGAUAAGCUAGGGGUGAGCCACUGAACCCCCAAAGUGCUUGCGGUCGUGGCAGGACGCCGCAGGUCAUCUCGGGCUGACCCCCAGUGGUGUGGACCGGACCCUCCCAGUCAGAUUCAGUCACAGAUACCGAGAUGUGAUAACACAGCUGAUCAAGCCCCUAUCAGGCCGCCGGUGUAUGCAAUCUCUGACCAAACUCUGAAUGCUAAUUUGAAGCUCCCUCGAUGACCUCUUUGGUUAUCCUGACCUUCAAACGAGGAAGCAAAGUGAGCUUGAUAAUUACCACUCCAGCUGUAUGUUUGAGAAGAUUUUUUUAUAUAUAUACUGAAGUCAAAGAGCCAUAUACCUUCAGAGGGACGAUUACCUGAAUGACUUCAGCGGUAGCACCGAGAAUACAGUUGUAAAGCAAGGCAGCUUCAGCUAAUUUGGUUAUCAGACAGAGGUUAAUGUUGUCGAUACACCAGCCCUUCAGCGCGUUUCUACACCGUUUUCAAAACCAGACACAUCUGAGGUGUCUCCGAGCUCCUAAACUAUAUCAUUUAAUUGUACUGUAUAUCCUUCAAAGCCAUAUUUUUGAACGGCGCAGCAAAUGCUCACAUUUCCCUAACAAAACCAACACUUAACUGUCAAUUUAUCCACAAACUUUUGAGACAACAGUACGUUUACACUUGAAUAAAGGUUACAGAAUGUCAAUAGGAAGCCUGAAAUGACCACUGGUAACCAUCUGCAGUUCACACACAGAACCACAAUGCACAUCUGAAGCACAAGCAACCCCGCUGUGUUUGUUUGACAUCGUCUGUCCAAUGCCUUUUUCUUGAACACAUGCACAGAUGUUUGGCACUCCAUCCUGUUUCAUGUCCUGGUAUUUAGGAGGAAACACCAAGUGAACCAGCUGUAAUACUGAAAGAUUUAUUAUAAUUGAUUCAGUUUUCACUCCUUUUAUCUCCUUAUCGGUCCUAUUUUAUUCACGGUUUUGUGAAUGUCACAGUCUGUGCACAACAAUUAUGACAAACGAUUUGUUCUUUUUUUUUCCCCACAAAGAAAACGCCUGUGAUGUGUGACUCCUUAUUUUCAGUCUGGUCUGUUAGUUUAAAUCGAGUAUUAAAUUUCAAACAUUUUGAGCCAAUGAAGUUUUACCUCAGUCUGCCUGGUGAUUAAGAUCAAAUAUAUUUCCAUUCUAUAGUGUGUGUGUAUUUUUUCCAACUGACAAUGAUGGUGACUUGGCAUGUGAAAAGGCCACUCCUGCAUUUUCUUUUUUUUUUCUUUUUUAAAUCAUACUGCCUUUUGUACUAAAAUGAUCACGCUGAGCAGAUGAAUUAAAGCAAGGGAAUUCUGAUGAGGAAAUUAUGGAAGCGUGCAUGUCGAAUGGCUUGGAUGAUACUUAUGUGAGCCUGUGAGAAAAUGCGUUUCUCAACCAAAAUGUCCGAAAAUCAUCAUGGCAUAAUUCAGACAGUUGCCGGUGAAGGGUUGUUUGUUUUAUAAUGACAUUACAUUCUAUAAAUACAGCUCCUGUACAUAGCUGAAAUCAAUGCAUUGACUGCUUGCCCCAACUUGAACUAUCGAGGUAUACAAGGUACUAAUGAUGAUCAACUUUUGUAUCCCUAAGCUUGGUAAACACUUUAAAUGUUUCUUUUUUUUUGUUUGUUUGUUUUUGCAGUAUAUGUAGUUAUUUACUGUCUGUGUUUUCCUUAAAUACCACAUGUUUAAAUUGAAUUGGAUCAUAUUUUUUAUACUACAGUCUACAUGUAUGACUAAAUCAAAUAUUUUUUUUUAUUUGCAAACGGCACAGUUAUGUUGAAGAGUGCUGUGUAAAUAGAUUUAAGGUGUAACAGGGCAACUGAUGAACUGAAUAUCCAUACAUCCAAACCCCACUGGGGACAUUCCUUUGAUUGCUAUCUUUAGACGGAGAAAGAUCACUUUAUUUCAGCUGCACUUCGCUGAUGUUCUCAAUUAAGCUCUUAUGGUUUAAACUGAAAGUAUUCAUGCAGUGUGCAGAGGGCAGCAGUAGCACACGACUCCAGGUGGUUGAUUAAAACCUGACCUCAGUGACCUUUGGAUACUAGGAAAAAGCAUGUAUUUCCUCGAAAAGUGAAGCGGCCGCCGAGCACUGACAACACAGAGCUGAUCUCCUCUUCUUACACUCGUCUCUCAGGUUGCACACUAGAAAACAAAAAGGGUAAUAUAUGCAUAGAGAUUCAUCAUAGUUGUCAAAGCUGUUCCGUCGCUGCCUCGUCAUACUGAACAAACACAAUAAUUAUAUUUUUGAAUACACAAUACAUCUUUGUUAGUAAGAGGCAAAAUGCACUUAGGAUUUGCCAUCACAUCACACACUAUUACAGUAAAGAUGAUGCAGUAAUGAACAUGCAGUAAAUGUUUUUUUUUUUUUUGUAAUCCUGAUUUUGUCAUACUUUAACUCCUUUUCACCGCUCACUCGCUGCUAUAACUCACCAAACAUUUCUUAUGCCAUGAGUAGAUUACUGACGUUCGAGCUGCCUCUACUUUGUCUGUCUGUCACUGAAUGUCGGAUCCGCCUGCAGAACUCGUCCAGCGCAGCUCCGUUUUCUUUACUUGGCAUGUUCCUGGGUCUCCCGGAGCCCAGAGUUGCUUGGGGGAACAACCACAAACAUUGUGUGCCUUACCGUGUGGAAAUGCCAUGUAAAAUAUACCAGAGAUUCAACAAAAAUGAAACUUGACUUGUGCUCACACACACACACACACAUUACAGUCCCACAGAAAUGAAAUGUUACUGUACUGAUUCAGGAAAGAACAGUAAGUGCUCAACAUCAUCAUUGGAGCUUUGGUACCAUUUCAACAAUAAUAACUGAUUUUCUUUUUCCUCCAAUUAAAAAAACAAAGAGCAGAAUUAAAUCUUAAACAGUAGAGCAAGACUGGAGGAGAAGUCAUGUGUGAAUUUGUGACUUACCAUUAGGAGUGUCUGUUUUGUGAAUUUACAAGGGACUUUUUAACUUGUAUCAGGGAAUCUUAGUCUUCCUUUGUUGAACUAGCUCAGGAUUAUAGAUAAGUACUGUUUUUCCUUCUCUAUCUUCGUCUCUCUGGGGUGAGAUUGUAGUGUUCUGCCUUACAGCACACAGACACCAACAGUAGUUAUUGUUAAUUUGACUUUCAUUUUCAUUUUCCAGAAGUCACAGAAAUGUAUUACCAGAGGGGCAGCAGUUAUAGGAAAUAGAUAUUUGACCUUUUUUUCCCCCCUUCCUGAGUUUAUGGAGUUUGUUUUUGUGGCUAUAGUGUAACGCAAAGAUACAGAGACUGUCCUUGGAUGUGUUGUUAAUGUGUACUGUGGCUUGAUAAUACUGUAAAUGUUUAAUGAAUGUAUAUUUAGUCAUUUACAGAAUGAAACAAAUUGACAUUGAAUGGAUUUAAAAAUAAAAUGAUUUU
Messenger RNA from Salarias fasciatus (jewelled blenny), 5171 nucleotides. It is a transcript of the gene pparab, whose product is annotated as peroxisome proliferator-activated receptor alpha b. The transcript is spliced from 7 exons. Gene Ontology annotation, cellular component: nucleus. Gene Ontology annotation, biological process: positive regulation of fatty acid metabolic process; hormone-mediated signaling pathway; fatty acid metabolic process. The record is from RefSeq and is a predicted model, not a curated record. Bases 269 to 1678 code for a protein of 469 amino acids. Gene Ontology annotation, molecular function: DNA-binding transcription repressor activity, RNA polymerase II-specific; nuclear receptor activity; zinc ion binding. Lineage: Eukaryota; Metazoa; Chordata; Actinopteri; Blenniiformes; Blenniidae.